CAGAAGCUCCGAGGCGCGUCCGCUGCUGGAUAAGCCGUCAGUACGCAGCGGGGACCUCGUGGGAACGCACACAGCGGGCACUGGUGUGCGCGCCGAGAUCAAAGAAGCUGAUUUCCGGGCGGAAAACCAAUCGGGCCGAAAAUAGACGAGCGCCCGAACUAGAAGCGAACAAACGCGCCAGUGCGAGGGAGGAGGAGGAGGAGGAAAACAAGAGAGCUCGCGACGAAGGCGCGACGAUGGACGACUGAGCGCGUCCAGAGCACGCGUCCACGCGGGCCCCGCCAGGGAAUACGUACGACGAGCGCUUUGCCGACAACAAGAGCUUCGGUGUUGCGUGCCGAGAGACGAAAAAGACUCGGCAAUAUAAUAAUAUCCUCGGCUGCGGCGAGAAAACACAGAAGCGCCGCGGCUUACUCAUCGAGCUUACAAAUGGGCCGCGGACCGAGCUACGGCUCGGAGACCACCGAGUUCGUCACCAAGCGCAUGUGCUUCGUUUCCGUCAUGUCCAUCAGCUUCCUGUGCUUGCUCACCGGAUUCAUUGUCGGCCGAUUCGUGUCCGAUCAGGUAAUCAGUAUGCGCGACGCCCGCAUGCUGCGAGUCCUGGACGCCAAUGGACUGGCCAAAACGUUGCAACUGAGGGACGAAUUAUUGAAGUUACUCAACCAAUCUUCUUUCCACGACAAUCCUCAAAUGAUUCCAGAGUUGCAACAUCUGAAAAAGCUCGAGGUGAAUCGAACGGAGGAUCUGUUCAAGGAUUUGAGCCUUUUCAAGUUGAAUGUCGAAGAAACUUCGGACUGCACGAUCGCGACGAUUUGUGGCGUAGAAGAGCCAGAUAGAUACAUCGUUCUAUCGGCGAGUUAUCAUGGCUACGACGUCGCUUACAAAGUGGCCAAAUCCUUCGAUCACUUGUAUAGAGAUCACGAGAAGCUUUGGCAGCCAAAGAGGACCAUAAUUUUUUGCGUGUUUAUUGGCAAAGAAGACAGUUGCAAAGACAUGAUUCUUGAGCGUAUUAAGCCGAAAAUCGUUGCUUACAUAGCUAUUCAUGGAACAGCAGCGCUAGGUAAAGACAUUGCUGUAUCUGGAUCUGGCAUGGUGCAAGCUACGAUGCUGGAUGCAGUGGACGAGGUGAGAUCGUUCAACGGUGAUGAAUUAACUGUCGCAGACUCGCCGAUAGCCUUACAAAAGCUCAAUAUCGACGUACCUCACGUCGUUUUAUCUUUCAUUGGCGAAAAUCGCUCCAAUCAAAAUAGUUCUGAAAAUCAGAAAACUUUAGCUCAAAUUGCCGGAAUAACAAUAUUUCGAUUAUCAGAAGGAAUAUUUUUCAGAUGGAAUCCAAAAUACUUUGGUGAUAUUAUGAAUAAAACUGUAAAAAAUAUGAUAGUGAAACCAAGCAUUCAAGGAUCCGUUGAUAAUUUCACUGAGACCAUCAAUAAUUUAAUAAGGGAUAUAAAAAAAUUCAAUUUGAUAUUAGAUAAAACCAACAUGUUAAAAUUAUUAGAUGUACGAAUGAUGAAUGAUAAAUUGAUGGAUCUAGAUCGAGCUAUGCUCUGCCACUCAUCUCCAAAAGUAGACUUUGAAAUUUUCAGUCAGCAAUCUUCAAUUAAUGAGCAUUUUAUCAUGAACGAAUCAAACAAAAUUAAAAAAUGUUAUGAAACAGCUAAUAGGAUUAUUCUUGAUCAAGCACAGUGUAGGCAAAUAACAAAGGAUCAGUCUGAUCUUUCAAACCAUAAUUGAAUC
This is a messenger RNA of Phymastichus coffea, 1737 nucleotides long. RefSeq lists its product as uncharacterized. Bases 430 to 1734 code for a protein of 434 amino acids. The record is from RefSeq and is a predicted model, not a curated record. The transcript is spliced from 8 exons. Lineage: Eukaryota; Metazoa; Arthropoda; Insecta; Hymenoptera; Eulophidae.